UCCUAAAUCAAGAUGGCAAGUGUUGCUAGAGAAAUUUUAAGAUCCUCCAAAAAGCUGUGCAGCUAUGCAGUUAGAAGACAGCUUCACUUACAACCUGCCAGGGCUGCCCUAGCAAGUUCUGAACCUGUGUCCAAGCCUGAAGGCCACCAAACUGUAACAAUGGUGCCAGGAGAUGGAGUCGGGCCAGAACUAAUGGCCAGUGUCAGGGAGGUUUUCACAGCAGCUGGUGUUCCUGUAGACUUUGAAGAAGUUUUUGUCAGUGAGGUGCAACCAGCUCAAAGUGCAUCACUGGAGACAGUCGUUGAAUCACUCAGGCGCAAUGGAGUGGGAUUGAAAGGCAUUAUAGCUACACCCUCUCAAAUGUCUGGUGGAAUUCUUCAGACACUAAAUAUGCAAAUGAGGAAUCACCUUGACUUAUACGCCAAUGUGGUCCUCAUUAAGAGUCUGCCAGGUUAUAAAACACGCCAUAACAACCUGGAUUUUGUCAUAAUACGUGAACAGACUGAGGGAGAAUACAGCGCAUUGGAGCAUGAGAGUGUUCCUGGAGUAGUGGAGAGCUUGAAAAUUAUUACAAGAAAAAAUUCAAUGAGAAUUGCCAAAUUCGCUUUUGACUAUGCUACAAAACACAACAGAAAAACAGUAACUGCAGUGCAUAAGGCAAACAUCAUGAAACUUGCCGAUGGUUUAUUUCUGGAGUGCUGUCGUGAUGUUGCCAAGCUUUACCCAAAGAUCAAACUGGAAACUAUGAUCAUAGACAACUGCUGUAUGCAGCUUGUGUCGAACCCUCACCAGUUUGAUGUCAUGGUGAUGCCAAAUCUUUAUGGAAACAUAGUUGAUAAUCUCGCUGCAGGACUAAUAGGUGGUGCAGGCGUCACCCCUGGCGAGAGUUACUCAAAUAACGUUGCCAUAUUUGAACCUGGUGCUAGACAUCCCUUUGCUGAGGGUCUGGGUAAGAAUAUAGCUAACCCUACUGGAAUCCUCAUGUGCGCUGCCAACAUGCUCCGUCACAUGAAUCUCAGCUUUUAUGCCAAAGUGGUUGAAGAGGCAGUAGGGAAAACAAUCAAGUCAGGGAAGGUGAGGACACCAGACAUGGGAGGAUAUUCUACAAACAGUGACCUUACAAAUAUGAUCAUCAGAAAUCUAUAACAGUUAAACUUUUCUCAAGGACCAGGGUCAAAUAUAUCUGUGUGUCAUUUAUGUGAGAUACAUGUAC
This is a messenger RNA of Owenia fusiformis, 1213 nucleotides long. The record is from the annotation of a GenBank genome assembly. Lineage: Eukaryota; Metazoa; Annelida; Polychaeta; Sabellida; Oweniidae.